AUGCAAGUGCAAGAUUGCCUUAGUCUCGAUUUUUACGUUGACUGGAAUAUCAGGGCAUACAAUCCAGGCUCGCUCUACAUUGCCGGAUUCGCUCAGUCCGGUGAUCCUCACGCUGGGCUCAUCCUCUCCAUCGACUCCAGCAAAGGUUAUUUUGCGCACAUCAUGAUCAAGAACGAUGCUUGGACUUUUCAGUCCAGGGAGCAGAAUGUUGCUAGGUCAAUGUCCUUGAUGAGCCUGCUGAAGAUACAUGAUGUAUCCGCAGGUGUCAUCACGGCAGCUCAGUUGGAGGCCGCUGCGUGCAAGGUUGCAGUACCUCCUGGCUCUGAGAGUGGGGAAUGUUUGAAGUGGGUCCUGUCCAUUAUACAAGUAUUGCACGCAGAGGGCAUCAUUACCCUCACUUCCGUGGAUAAUCUCACUCAAGAGUUCUCAAGCUUUGCCCUCGAAAACUGUUCCUAUGCAGAGAGGUCCAAAUUCCCUAACAUUGGGAUCUCCGCAUACUCCACUUAA
Molecule: messenger RNA, 507 nt
Organism: Sparassis crispa
Lineage: Eukaryota; Fungi; Basidiomycota; Agaricomycetes; Polyporales; Sparassidaceae
Exons: 1
Coding region: 1-507 (168 amino acids)
Source: RefSeq, a predicted model, not a curated record